Venturia canescens is the source of this 6488-nucleotide messenger RNA. RefSeq names its product probable multidrug resistance-associated protein lethal(2)03659. Bases 776 to 4828 code for a protein of 1350 amino acids. Gene Ontology annotation, molecular function: ATP hydrolysis activity; ABC-type transporter activity; ATP binding. The transcript has 13 exons. Gene Ontology annotation, biological process: transmembrane transport. The record is from RefSeq and is a predicted model, not a curated record. Gene Ontology annotation, cellular component: membrane. NCBI's taxonomy places the organism in Eukaryota, Metazoa, Arthropoda, Insecta, Hymenoptera, Ichneumonidae.
GAAAAAUAUGAUGCAUGUACGUAUAUGUGUAUAUAUAUAAUAUGUCGCUGACGCGGUUAUCUUUGCUUCGACGGAUUAUCAGUCAGAUACGGGAGCUAAAACUCGGGGACGAGGAAACGCGAUGGUUUUUAACCGGUGGCUCAAGUAGCUAAGCGAAGAUCUCGGGGACCGCUCGCAUUUGUGUCCAAUCAUCGUUCUUGCAUAGUAGCUUCGCUCACGUGCCGCUCGACAGUUGCGUGUGAACGCACGUUGUUUUUUCUUUCCGACAAUUGUAUUUAAUGUAUAUACGUAUAUGCAUAAAGUGAGCGAUAAAUGAUUAAUUCGUAUUGAAUCAAAGGCUCAAUGCCCAUUGUGGUCGUGCGCGUUUGUCAUUCAAUUCAAUACACGAAGCAUGUAAUAACACGUGAAAUUCUCGUAUGCCGAGUUUCAUGCUGAAAUAAAAAUUACUACAUGCUAAUGAGCCAGUGAAUGGAAACAAAAAAUAUAUAAAUAACGCCGUUUAAAAUUAGCCUCAAAUUUUGGGAGCCAACGUGCACACUUAUAUAAAGAAAGUUAUCGGUGAAAAAGAAUUUCAAUAAGAUUGUACCGUCGUGAAAUCUCAGCUCUUUUAUACUUUCCGUCCAAGGGCAUUGCGGAUUUGGACAUGUCGGACGAUUGAGUGAGACAGUGUGAGAGAGAGAGGAAGAGAGGAAAAAACGUUUAGUUGCUCGAAUCUCGAAUCGUUAUUACGGUGCGAGUUGAGUUUACUCGAAGAUAGAAACGAGACUUAUUUAUAAUGGAUGGAAAACCACAGAUCGAGAAAAAGAAAAAUCCCAGGGAAAGUGCCAAUCCUCUCAGUAUUUUGACAUUCUCAUGGAUUCUCAAAACCUUCUGGGUUGGUUAUCGAAGGGAUCUCGAAAUCGAAGAUCUCACUCGACCUCUAAAAGAACACAAGAGCAGUGUUCUUGGUGAAAAAAUUAGUGCCGCUUGGGAAGCUGAGGUGCAACGGGUUGAAAAAAUUGAAUCCAGCCGAUCAAAAAAAAAAGGAACCAGUCAAAAUGCGGAAGAAGGAAAAAGUAAAGCGAGCUCGAGUGGACUCCAGCCGAGCUUGUUGAGAGUCUUGAUUAAAGUUUUUGGCUUCAAAAUUAUGAUUUAUGGUAUUGCUCUGGCCAUUAUGGAAAUUCUUCUUAGGGUUCUGCAGCCGUUGUUCCUGGGACGUUUAUUGCAAUUUUAUUCCGGAGAAAAUCCAUCAGCAACGGACGCUUAUCUGUUUGCGGGCGGCGUUAUAAUGUGCUCGGCGAUAAACAUUUUCGUCAUACAUCCGUACAUGAUGGCGAUAUUGCACAUGGGAAUGAAAAUGCGGGUUGCUUGCUGCACGUUGAUUUAUCGAAAAGCUCUGAAGCUUUCAAAAACAGCCCUGGGCGAGACUACGAUCGGACAAGCGGUUAAUCUUUUGUCAAACGAUGUCAACCGCUUCGACGUUGCUAUUAUAUUUCUUCAUUAUCUGUGGAUCGGACCACUCGAGACAAUUGUUGUAACGUAUUUUAUGUACCAACAAGUUGGACUUGCCGCCGUAAUUGGCGUCGCGUCACUCUUAAUGUUCAUACCGCUUCAAGCAUUUCUUGGUAAACGAUCUUCCGUCCUGAGAUUACGAACUGCCAUAAGAACCGACGAGAGAGUACGACUUACUAAUGAAAUAAUAACGGGUAUACAAGCCAUUAAAAUGUACACGUGGGAACACCCCUUCAGUAAUCUCAUUGAAAAAGCAAGAAGGCGCGAGAUCAGUGUCAUUAAAUCGACCUCGUACAUCCGUGGCGUUAUCAUGUCCUUUAUUAUUUUCACCACGAGAUUAUCCCUUUUCGUCACCGUACUCGCUUACGUUUUGGAUGACAAACACAUCACUGCCGAAAAAGUCUUUAUAUUGACGGCUUAUUACAAUAUUUUGCGACAAACGAUGACUGUAUUCUUUCCGCAAGGUAUAACACAAGUGGCCGAAGCGUUCGUGUCAAUCAAGAGGUUACAAAAUUUCAUGAUGUUCGAGGAAGUUAACGACAUAAAUGAGAAUAAAAAGACGAGCACUGGCUCUCCGCCUCCUGUUGUGGAAGAAAAAAAACGAGAAAAAGUACACACCGAGAAGCCCGUGACGGGAAGCCGUCGCGAGGGUACCGGUGGCGACGGUUCUGUCAUUCUUGAUCGUUGUUACGCCAAGUGGCUGAAUUCGGAUCGCGAAGAUACCCUACGUGCAAUUAAUUUCAAAGUCAAUCCAGGCCAGUUAGUCGCCGUCGUCGGACAGGUUGGAUCUGGAAAAUCGAGCUUACUGAAUGUCAUUUUGAAAGAAUUGCCUGUACGUUCGGGCAGUGUAGAGGUGAAUGGCCAUAUCGCAUACGCGAGCCAAGAGCCUUGGCUUUUCGCCGGUUCGGUGCGUCAAAACAUACUAUUCGGGAGAAAAAUGGAGCAGCGUCGUUACGAACAGGUCGUAAAAGUUUGUCAGCUCAAACGAGAUUUUACUCUCUUGCCUUACGGAGAUAAAACGAUAGUGGGAGAGCGAGGAAUUAGUUUGUCCGGCGGUCAACGGGCAAGAAUAAAUUUAGCGAGAGCGGUUUACGCCGAUGCACCUAUAUGCUUAUUUGACGAUCCUUUGAGCGCCGUCGAUGCUCACGUUGGAAAGCAUAUGUUUGAGGAAUGCAUAGAAAAGCACUUGAAAGGAAAAACCAGAAUUCUUGUGACGCAUCAGCUGCAAUUUCUCCGAAACGUUGAUUGGAUCGUUGUUCUCAAAGACGGUGCUAUACAGGCUGAAGGAACAUAUGAACAGUUGGCAGAAAUGGGUGUCGAUUUUGGUCGAUUACUGGAGGCUCAAUCGAAACAAGACGACAACUUGUCGGCGCCACCGAGUCGGAGCGUCUCUCGUCACACGAGCAUUACCUCACUAAGCUCGUUCAUGACCAAUGAAACUGGGGGCCAGCAGAACGAGCCUGAUGAGGUCGCCGAAAUGCGAACGAAGGGCAGCAUCGGCGGACACAUUUAUUCAUCGUAUUUGCGGGCUGGUGGCAAUUGGUUUGUUGUUAUUAUGGUUAUUUUACUUUGUGCCGGAGCCCAGUUAGCUGCUAGCGGUGGCGACUACUUUAUCGCUGAGUGGGUCAAUAUGGAGGAACGCGAGCAUGAGAAUAAAACUCUCGAAUCGGGGCUUGAAACAGAAAAAUAUGCGAGACCUUUGGAUAGAAACACUUGCAUUUACAUCUACAGUGGUCUGACCGUACUCACGAUAUUAAUUACACUCGUUCGAUCAUUCUCCUUCUUUGGGAUGUGCAUGAGAGCAUCGAUGAAACUCCAUGAUCGUAUGUUUCGGAAUAUCAGUCGUGCAACAAUGCGUUUCUUCAACACAAACACAUCGGGUCGCGUGCUCAAUCGGUUCUCCAAAGACAUGGGUGCUAUCGACGAAUUGUUGCCAAUAGCGAUGAUCGAUUGUAUACAAAUCGGUCUGUCACUUCUCGGUAUCAUAGUCGUAGUUGGCGUCUCAAAACCUUGGCUCAUGGUACCGACCGUGGUGAUUGGACUGAUUUUUUACUUUUUGAGAGUCGUUUAUUUGGCGACAAGUCGCAGCGUCAAGCGUCUCGAAGGAAUAACACGAUCGCCCGUGUUCGGUCAUUUGAACGCCACGCUCCAAGGCCUUGCUACAAUACGUUCGUUCGACGCUGCUGAAGUAUUGACCGAGGAAUUCGAUCACCACCAAGAUCUUCACUCGUCCGCUUGGUACAUAUUCAUCGCUUCAUCUCGAGCGUUCGGUUUUUGGCUGGACAUUUUCUGUCUGAUAUACAUCGCUCUCGUGACCCUGAGUUUCCUUGUGCUCGGCAACAACGACGAUCCUACUUCGACGCCUGGCGGAAAUGUGGGUCUCGCGAUAACUCAGAGCAUAGGUUUGACGGGAAUGUUCCAGUGGGGAAUGCGCCAAAGUGCCGAAUUGGAAAAUCAAAUGACGUCGGUCGAGCGUGUUCUCGAGUACAGCAAUUUGGAAAAAGAGCCGCCUCUUGAGAGCGCGCCGGACAAGAAACCAAGAGAGACGUGGCCCGAGGAAGGCAAAAUCGAGUUUAAACGUGUUUACUUGCGUUAUUCGCCGCUCGAUCCGCCCGUUUUAAAAGACCUUAAUUUCGCGGUUAGGCCACACGAGAAAAUUGGCAUUGUCGGUAGAACCGGGGCAGGUAAAUCCUCCUUGAUACAAGCUCUGUUUCGUCUUGCCGACAUCGAAGGUAGAAUCGAGAUCGACGGUGUUGAGAGCGGCGAAAUCGGUCUUCACGACUUGCGUUCCAAAAUCAGUAUCAUACCGCAAGAACCUUUCCUCUUUUCCGGCACCCUGCGAUCCAAUCUCGAUCCCUUUGACGCUUACGAGGAUAGUCGUCUUUGGGAGGCAUUGGAAGAGGUCGAGCUUAAAGAAAUGGGUCUUGGAGCUCACAUCAACGAAGGCGGCAGCAAUUUGAGCGUUGGUCAACGACAAUUGGUCUGUUUGGCUCGUGCCAUCGUACGCAACAAUCCUAUUCUCGUACUCGACGAAGCGACCGCAAACGUUGAUCCACGUACGGAUGAGCUCAUCCAAAAGACGAUUAGGCGUAAAUUUGAAAAUCGUACGGUACUUACAAUAGCUCAUCGACUGAAUACUGUAAUGGACAGCGAUCGAAUACUCGUUAUGGAUGCCGGUACUGUGGUGGAAUUUGAACACCCUCACGUUCUUCUGCAGAAUACAGAUACAGGAUUCCUCUAUAGUAUGGUUAAAGAGACCGGAAAAUCAAUGGCGGAAGCAUUGACCGAAAUAGCUAAAGAAAAUUAUUUACAGCGGCACAGUACAACGUCUCUUUAACGACAGACAGAAGCAUGCAAGAGAAAGACCGAUGAAUAUCGUCAGAACAUCGACCAAUGGAAAUUCUUCUCGUACGCCAAAGUCUUCGUGAUAUACGUCGAUUUCUUCGCGUAAUCUUGCAAGUAAUUUAUUUGGUUAUAACGCCCUCAUGCCCCGACACACUCAAAAGUCUGUUUUUGCGACUCACGUCAUUCUUUCUUGUCCUCCCAAUCACUUCAUUUUAUAAUAUUAUAAUUAAUGGAGAAAACUCGUUGACGACAAGUGCGUCGAGGCAUUUCGGCAACUGACAACUGUCACGUCGAGAGAUUAGUUCGCAAAAGCGCGGCAAACUCACACAACAGGCAGUAUUAUUUUAUCUAAUGCUUUUCUACGUAUGUACAUACACAUUACAUAUAUAAUAUUUAUAGAUGAAAACAGAUACAAUUUACGAUAAUACUGCAGUACUUAGAGAUAAUUGUAGGUUUUGCCAAAAAUGUGGCGAUGGAAAUGUGCUUGGAAGAAAAAACAAGGACAGACAACGAUAAUGUUCCCGUCGUUGACUUAUUGUUGAAAAUUCAAAUGCAUUAUUGAUAUACUAAGAAAAAGAGACGUAAUUGUUUAUCGUACUUUUGUACUGUUGAAUCGUUGUUCCAAGAAAUGAAAAUUGUAUUUUUCUAUCGUUGCGUUAUUUGCAACGCUUAUUUGAGUGAUAAUAUUACUUAAAUGGUGCUAUAAUUCAGGAGAAUGGAUGAAAAAAAAGGAAAAAGGCUUAUCGCCGGUGCGGCGUCUUGACACGAUCCGAUAUCGUUGAUCGUUCUGCACGUGUACUUACCGAAUUUUAUGCCCUGCUCUGAAUUUCAAGCCAAACUUACGAUUUUUUUGCUCACAGUGAGCUUGAAGGGCCAGAUUAUUUUUGGGUCGUUCUUCCAGUCGCUUCCAAGGCUAAGGUUUUGAAAACGGGGAUAGUUAAUAAUCCACCAGGUGCGAACUUUCCUAGAAAUGUUAAUUUUCAACUUGAAAUUUGCAGCUCGGCAUUGAUUUCACAUCGUCGAGAAUUUCGUCGACUAAUUUACUGAGUAACUUGGCGAUGGGCAUGGAAUAACUCGGGGCCUUAAAUAUACAAUGUAACUGGAGCAAAAAACAAAUUUCGUGCAUGAACUCUUAUCUGGUUUGAUUGUUACGAUCUACCAGGGUAAAAACUUCACGCUUUGUCCAAAGCGAAACAAAAAACUUAUUGCAAUGUUUCUUUAUUGAUUGAAGAAAAAACAACAUUGAAAAAGUUCCAGGUAAUAUAAGUUUUAAAAAUAUUUUGUAAUCCUAUUGGAAAAUGCCAUUUUCACGAUCGUGAUCGACAGUUUUUUCUUUUUUUUUUCUGUGGGAGCGUCAACUUGUUCUCUUCGGCAUCAAGCAUCUUUGCUCCUUUAACGUUAUUUUUGCUAUUGUCGUUUCACUAUUCCACGUCGUGAUAAAUCGUGUGACUUUUAGUGGUAAUUCAUUUGUUGUUUAACUGUUGAAAUUACCAUAAUUAUGGUGCGAGAUGAAUGAUAGAGUAUUUUAACCGGAAUCGAUAUACUCCGAUUUCUACCGAUUCAUCUUACAAAAAAGUGCCUAAACAAUAACAACAAUAAAACUGCGAAUGAAUAUUAUUGAAAUAUAGAUAUAUAAAUAUUUAUUUACAUAA